Molecule: messenger RNA, 2811 nt
Organism: Mycotypha africana
Lineage: Eukaryota; Fungi; Mucoromycota; Mucoromycetes; Mucorales; Mycotyphaceae
Exons: 3
Coding region: 1-2811 (936 amino acids)
Biological process (GO): nuclear division
Cellular component (GO): cytoplasm; nucleus
Molecular function (GO): mRNA binding
Source: RefSeq, a predicted model, not a curated record
AUGGCAACAAACGAAUCUAUGGACUCUUUGCCUCCUUCAGCUAAGUUAGCCAUGCUUCACGCCCAGGCUGCUAAUAAUGCUACCGUUACUGAGCCCACACCUGCUACAUCCAGUCCCGCUGUUCAGGUUGAAGAAGACACUUUUGUUCCUUCGCCCGAUGAUCCCAUAGUCAUGGACAACUCUACUUUUGAACCUCUCAUCGCCGGCGAUUUCCCAGCACCGAUUGGUAAGCCAGUAUCCACGCCCAAGAAAGAACUCAAACCAAAGAAGAAAGAAAAACUUGAUUUGAACUCGGAAUCUGCUUUCCCUUCUCUCUCUGCUGUUCCUCGUACUUCUAUUGCUACUGGUGGUGGCUGGUCAUCCGCUGCUAGUUCGCGUGUCAAGUCUCCUCAAGUUGGCAACUCUCCUUCUCCCAAUCGCCGAUCUAUGGCACCACCUGCUGCUGGCAGUAAUAAAAAAUCGUCAUCUGCCACACAAAUUACCGAUGUUCUAGAAUUGCCCGCUAAUCAACAAAUUGCCAACAUGCCUAACAAACCUCUUGGUUUUAAAAGCAGUGCCGAUGUUAUUCAGCAAGUUAUCAAUAGAACAGGCACCAAUAUUAUUGCUUCUACUAAUCGUUCUGGUACUACUACAUUCUUGAUUCAGGGCGCUCCCGCUGAAGUCUCUAAAGCUAAACGUGAAUUAGUUGCUGGUUUAGUGGUUAAGCGAACUGUCGAAAUUACAGUCCCUGCCUCUACAAAACGUUUCAUCAUCGGUGCAAGAGGCGCAACUUUGAAGCAAAUUGAGGCCAAGUCCAGUACUCGUAUCAAUUUCCCUCGAAAGGAAGACGAAGAUUUUAACAUUGAUGAAAAUCCUGACGAACCUGUAACAGUCACCAUUAUGGGUGAUGCUACUGGUAUCAAGAUGGCCAAGGAAGAAAUUCAAAAAAUUGUGGGUGAAAAGGCUGCUAAGCAAACUAUCAAGGUUGAUAAUCUCGACAGCAAAUUUUACCUUUUCUUAGCCGGUCCUGACAAUAACAAUAUUAGAAAGAUUGAGGAAGAAUGCAACGUUAAGAUUAAUAUUCCAGCUAUUAUUGUAGAAGGCAAUACUAACUGUGAUACUGUCAUCUCUAUUUAUGGUGAUAAGGAAAAGGCCAAUGCGGCUAAACAAGCUUUGGAAAAGAAUUAUUUAGAAAUUGAGAAGAACAGUCGCACAGUUGCUAUCAGUAUUCCUAAGCGUCAGCACAAAUACCUUUACGGUAAGAACGGUGAAAAUUUGAAAGAAAUCUUUGCAGAAUCAGGCUGUACCGUUGAGCUUCCUACUUCAGAUGAUCCCUCUGAAAAUGUCAUCAUUCGCGGUUUGGAUGCUGACCUCGUCAAAGGCUUGACUGUUGUAAUGGAAAAAGCACGUGCUGUACACGUUAGUGUUCUGGAUUUAGCCGAAAACUAUAAAUCUACUGGUAGUGAUGCCUUGCAAAAUGCUCGUAAUGCUUUGAAAUACUUGAUUACAAAAAAGAGUAUCAAGAAGAUUGAGGAUGAGCACAAUGUCCAAGUGGGUAUACCUCGCUCUGAUGAACUUGAAAAAGCCGUUAACUUGGAAUUCGUCAGCAAGGUAGAAAAAGAUGCUGCUUUGGCUCAACUAGCUGUCUCCAACAUCGUACGUAAUUUGACGCCUGAUGUCUUCAGCCAUGUCGAUAUCAAGCAAUAUCUUCAUCACUAUAUUUGCACCAGCCACCGUGCUGCCCUCGAACGUAUUCAAUCUACGAACUCUGUGAUCACCAUUAUACCGGAAGAAGAAGAGCAAACAGAUAAACUAUUGAUUGUUUACGAUGGCGAAGAUAAAUCUGCUGCUAAGGCUUCUCUUGAAGCUGCUGCUGCCGAAUUAAAUCAAGUUGUCGCUGACUCUUCUGAUUACAUCUCUAAGACGACCUCGAUUCCUUCUAAGUUCCAUGAAUCCCUUCGUGGUCCAAGAUAUACUACUUUGAAUGCUAUUAUUGGCGAUUCGGAUGUUGUUGUUCGUUUUGGUCCCGGUGAUAAGGUUGAAGUCCGUGGCCUCACGAAGCAAGUCAAUCACGUAAUGACUGAACUUCAAAAAGCAUUCAAUAUUGUCCAGGAAGAGGAUUAUAGCAAGCCUUAUUCUACCGAGUUCUUCAUUCCUUCCAACUUCUCCGCGCAUAUUAUUGGUAAAUCAGGUAUGCACAUCAAUAAGAUCAAAGAUAAGCUCGGUGUCAAAAUUGAUAUUGGGGAGAACAAUAACAAUGAUAAAAGCGAAGAGAAGCCUUCUGGAAAGAAAGAUAAGAAGGGAGCUGCUUCAUCUGUUAAGGUGGUUAUUCAAGGUCCCAAGAUCAAUGCUGAAAGUGCCAAGGAUCACAUUAUGGCUCAAGUCCGUAAUUUAGCCGAUCAGGCCACACUCACUCUCAAGGUGCCUAAAGAAUUUCAUCGCUUGUUGAUAGGUCCCAGUGGUCGUUAUGUUAGAAAGCUUGAGGAGAAAUACAACGUUCAUAUUCGUUUCCCUAGAUCAAACCGUGGUGAUGAAAGCCCCUCUAGCUCACCUGCCCCCACGAACCCCAAUGAAAUCACUGUUCGAGGCGGUAAGAAGGAUGCUCAAGCUGCGAAGGAAGAAUUAAUGGAGCUCUAUGAAUAUGAAAAGGAAGAGCAGGAAAAGAGAAAGGAGAGAGAACAAAAGCAUAAAGAAUACGAAGAAAAGCGUGCUGCUGAAGAAAAAAGAAGAGCUGAGGAAAGAGCUGCUAGAGAAGCUAGAGAAGCCGCCAAGGAAGCCGCUCGUGAGGCAAAGAAGGCUGAAAAGGAAGCUGCCGCUGCUAAGAAUGAGUAA